AUGCUGCCUAGUAUAAUGAGUAAAGUCAAUCAGCAAUCCAAUGAUGCGUAUCAUUUGAUGCCGAUUAAAGUGCUGGAAGUUCAGUCGCAAGUAGUGGCUGGGAUAAAGUAUAAAAUGAGGUUACAAGUCGCUCGAUCGCAAUGCAAAAAAGGUUCAAAUGAUGUUAUUGAUUUAAAGAACUGUAUUAAACUGGAGGGAGCACCAGAUCAGAUCAUCUUUAAAUUGAUAAAAUAUGGCUAUGAUUUUUUUUCUUCGAUGAGUCAUAUAAGUGUAAAGAUAAACACAGUAGUUCUGGCUGUUCUUUAUGAUUUUCUGCAUAUUCCAGAAUAUAAUAUAAAUGUUUUAUUUAUUUUUUGCUUUCAUUAACA
Molecule: messenger RNA, 368 nt
Organism: Thelazia callipaeda (thelaziosis nematode)
Lineage: Eukaryota; Metazoa; Nematoda; Chromadorea; Rhabditida; Thelaziidae
Source: the annotation of a GenBank genome assembly